Cottoperca gobio is the source of this 1715-nucleotide messenger RNA. It is a transcript of the gene camkk1b, whose product is annotated as calcium/calmodulin-dependent protein kinase kinase 1, alpha b. The record is from RefSeq and is a predicted model, not a curated record. The coding region runs from base 155 to 1573 and encodes 472 amino acids. Gene Ontology annotation, molecular function: protein serine/threonine kinase activity; ATP binding. Lineage: Eukaryota; Metazoa; Chordata; Actinopteri; Perciformes; Bovichtidae. Gene Ontology annotation, biological process: protein phosphorylation; CAMKK-AMPK signaling cascade. The transcript has 17 exons.
GACACAGAGGAGAUUUCCCUUCCUGAGAGCAACAUGCAGAUUGACCUCAAAAUCCACCAACUCGGGACACCUCCUCUGUGGAUGCAUCCUCUGGUGAUUUCACCACGCCGGCUCUGGGACGUUCAGCUGUGAGUGAUCGAGGACUGUAGCCACCAUGAGUGCCGACACCGUCUGCAGAGCAGAACAGGACUCGGAGCACAUGGGCGAGCUGGCCGACUUGGUGGCAGCCAUAAAUGUAACCCCACCUGAUGGUUACAGGUCCGGUGCUCCGAGGACCACCAGAGUCUCACACAGAAAGAUGUCACUGCAGGAGAGAGACUGCCGCAUGCCCCGAGAGCCCACCAUCGAGACCAAACGUGUGUCCAUCACAGAUGCUGAUGAUUGUGUCCAGCUCAACCAGUAUAAGUUGAAGAAAGAGAUUGGGAAGGGUUCAUACGGAGUGGUAAAGUUGGCUUAUAAUGAAGAUUCUGAGAAAUACUACGCAAUGAAAGUUGUUUCAAAGAAGAAGCUGAUGAAGCAGUGUGGAUUUUUUCGCCGACUGCCUUCUCAAGGAUCAAACUCCGCGUUCCCUCUGGAGAAAAUAUACAAGGAGAUCGCCAUCCUGAAGAAACUUGACCAUAGUAAUGUUGUAAGGCUGGUGGAGGUGCUUGAUGAUCCCAAUGAAGAUGGACUUCAUAUGGCCUUCGAUUUGAUGACAAAAGGCCCGGUGAUGGAGGUGCCUACAGAAGACCCUUUCACAGACGAGCAGGCUCAUUUCUAUUUCAUAGACAUCGUCCUGGGAAUAGAGUACUUGCACUAUCACAAGAUCAUCCACAGGGACAUCAAACCCUCCAACCUGCUGCUGGGGGACGACGGUCACAUCAAGAUCGCAGACUUUGGUGUGAGCAAAGAGUUUGAGGGGACGGACGCCAACCUGUCGAGCACCGCAGGGACUCCGGCCUUCAUGGCCCCCGAGAUGAUGACCGACCACGAGCAUAGCUUCAGCGGGAAGGCAUUAGACGUGUGGGCGAUGGGAGUCACACUCUACUGUUUUGUUUUUGGGAAGUGCCCUUUUUUUGAUGAAUACAUAGUGUCUCUCCGCCACAAGAUCAAGAACAAACCUGUGGAGUUUCCAGAGGCGCCAUUGAUUAGUAACACAUUGAAAGAGCUCAUUGAACGGAUGCUGGAUAAAAACCCCGAAACAAGAAUCAGCAUCCCUGAAAUUAAGCUCCAUGCGUGGGUGACGGAGAACGGCUCCAAUCCUCUCCCUCUGGAGGAGGAGCACUGCACGGCGGUGGAGGUCACAGAGGAGGAGGUGCAGAACAGCGUCAAACUCAUCCCCAGCCUCUCCACUAUGAUUCUGGUGAAGUCCAUGCUGAGGAAGCGGUCUUUCGGUAAUCCCUUUGAGUGUCUGGUCAGACGGGCUGAGAGGUCCAUGUCUGCCCCUGGAGGUCUUCUUACUGGCUCUUGGGGCUUAUUGAGGUCCUCGUCUCAGCUUCAUCCUUCCUUGAGGAAAAUCAGCAACGAAGGCAGCAGAGACGGCGAGUUGGAGAACUUGUAUGAAGACGAUGCAUAUACAGAGUGUUCAGAUUAAAUUGACACAUGGACACAGAUUAAAAAAGUGCAGAAAAUAAUUUACCUUACCUUAACGUACCUUUUUCUGUCCUCAUUUUUACUUUUACUUCAUGUUUGCUGUGCUUACAUGCUAAAAAUUGGUUUCUCACUUUAAUACAUAA